GUGUGUACCCUACAUCACUCUCUCCAGGUGUGUACCCUGCAUCACUCUCUCCAGGUGUGUACCCUUCAUCACUCUCUCCAGGUGUGUACCCUACAUCACUCUCCUCAGGUGUGUACCCUACAUCACUCUCUCCAGCUGUGUACCCUGCAUCACUCUCUCCAGGUGUGUACCCUGCAUCACUCUCUCCAGGUGUGUACCCUACAUCACUCUCUCCAGGUGUGUACCCUACAUCACUCUCUCCAGCUGUGUACCCUGCAUCACUCUCUCCAGAUGUGUACCCUACACCACUCUCUCCAGAUGUGUACCCUACACCACUCUCUCCAGGUGUGUACCCUGCAUCACUCUCUCCAUGUGUGUACCUUACAACACUCUCUCCAGGUGUGUACCCGGCAUCAAUCUCUCCAAGUGUGUACCCUACACCACUCUCUCCAGGUGUGUACCCUGCAUCACUCUCUCCAGGUGUGUACCCUGCAUCACUCUCUCCAGGUGUGUACCCUGCAUCACUCUCUCGAGGUGUGUACCCUGCAUCACUCUCUCCAGAUGUGUACCCUACACCACUCUCUCCAGCUGUGUACCCUACACCACUCUCUCCAGGUGUGUACCCUACAUCACUCUCUCCAGGUGUGUACCCUACAUCACUCUCUCCAGGUGUGUACCCUGCAUCACUCUCUCCAGCUGUGUACCCUGCAUCACUCUCUCCAGAUGUGUACCCUACACCACUCUCUCCAGGUGUGUACCCUACACCACUCUCUCCAGGUGUGUACCCUGCAUCACUCUCUCCAGGUGUGUACCCUGCAUCACUCUCUCCAGGUGUGUACCCUGCAUCACUCUCUCCAAGUGUGUACCCUACACCACUCUCUCCAGGUGUGUACCCUACAUCACUCUCUCCAGGUGUGUACCCUACACCACUCUCUUUAGGUGUGUACCCUACAUCACUCUCUCCAGGUGUGUACCCUACAUCACUCUCUCCAGGUGUGUACCCUACAUCACUCUCUCCAGAUGUGUACCCUGCAUCACUCUCUCCUGGUGUGUACCCUACAUCACUCUCUCCAGGUGUGUAA
Candidula unifasciata is the source of this 1061-nucleotide messenger RNA. Lineage: Eukaryota; Metazoa; Mollusca; Gastropoda; Stylommatophora; Geomitridae. The record is from the annotation of a GenBank genome assembly.